UCUGAUCUAGCAGCAGAGCUCACCAAAAAAAUGGAGGUUUUGGAAAAACUUGAGAAAGGUGCCACUGAAGUUGAAAACAGACUUCAGGAGUAUGAGGAGGUAAUAAAGGGACAUAUUAUAACUCACACGUUGUGUUUAAACCUUGUACUGGAAACACUAAAACAUGGAUACUGGCAAAUAAUUCGGCCAAUAUGGAAACUAACAGUGACAGAGAAACAAAUGGCAAUGUUGCCAUUUGUCAGUAAGGAGGGGCUAAGCAAAUACACAACGCCUCUACAGAUUGACCAAACAGAGAAGCAACAAAGUACAACAAUCAAGUGUCUGAGACGACAGCUUAAGACAGCAAAAAGGUCAAUCUUCGUAUCAAGGUAUGACUCGAAUGCACUUGAUUUGUUGCCUUCUUAA
Molecule: messenger RNA, 405 nt
Organism: Mya arenaria
Lineage: Eukaryota; Metazoa; Mollusca; Bivalvia; Myida; Myidae
Exons: 6
Coding region: 31-405 (124 amino acids)
Source: RefSeq, a predicted model, not a curated record